GCACCAGGCAAGCAAAACAGUGCUCUGUGACCUGCCUCUCCAUCACCGCGGCCACCGAGAGUGCGCAACGCCCUAAGCGCGCAGACCAGCAAGAGAGAGCCCGCCGACCAGUCCUCCGCAAAAUCCAACAUGAAAAUUCUCGUGGCCUUGGCAGUCUUUUUUCUCGUGUCUACUCAACUGUUUGCAGAAGAAAUUGGAGCUAACGAUGAUCUAAAUUAUUGGUCUGAUUGGUCUGACAGCGACCAGAUCAAGGAGGAGCUGCCUGAACCCUUCGAGCAUCUUCUGCAGAGAAUCGCCCGGGGACCCAAGUCUCAGCAGUUCUUCGGAUUAAUGGGCAAGCGGGAUGCUGAUUCCUCAAUUGAAAAACAAGUGGCCCUGUUAAAGGCUCUCUAUGGACAUGGCCAGAUCUCUCAUAAAAGACAUAAAACAGAUUCCUUUGUUGGACUAAUGGGCAAAAGAGCUUUAAAUUCUGUGGCUUAUGAAAGGAACGCGAUGCAGAAUUACGAAAGAAGACGUAAAUAGACUACAUAGUGUAUUAUUUAUCGAGCUUCAUUUGUGGUAAUGGGCAAUGAGAGGUAAAAUGAGACUUGCACUAUGAGGAGUAAUUAUUUAUUUAAUAAUAAUUGUUUUGAGUUUAAAACUCAAGAAGUGUUUAUUUUUCAUAUUGUGCCCAUAUGUGUUGUAAAAGUGUGCUAGAAUUCUAAUAUAAUGACCCCUCUGAGUAGAAAUCUGUGGUAAUUUCCCAACAAAGCACAGUGUCCAAGUAAAUUGUAAAACCCUGUCAAUAAAGUCUCUGAAGAGAGAAAUCACUUUUGGUUCAGAUCAGACCAGCUGCUGCUAAGGAAGAAACUCAGAGUCUGGCUAUGCUUCUCUAUUUGUUUUCAUGGUGGAAAUGUACUGAGAUUUGGUAUCAAACUGUAUUUGUAUCCCUGAAGCAUGUUUCAUGUUUUGUGAUAAUAUAGAGAUGUUUUAAAAGUUUUAAUGUAAUUCUAAGGUCUUCAUUUCAUUGUAUAAUGUGUUGUGAUAGUUAACAUUUUAAAUAAAAGAAAAAAUAUCUUGA
Molecule: messenger RNA, 1060 nt
Organism: Condylura cristata (star-nosed mole)
Lineage: Eukaryota; Metazoa; Chordata; Mammalia; Eulipotyphla; Talpidae
Gene: TAC1
Product: tachykinin, precursor 1
Exons: 7
Coding region: 130-522 (130 amino acids)
Biological process (GO): tachykinin receptor signaling pathway
Source: RefSeq, a predicted model, not a curated record